Molecule: messenger RNA, 1175 nt
Organism: Trichosurus vulpecula (common brushtail)
Lineage: Eukaryota; Metazoa; Chordata; Mammalia; Diprotodontia; Phalangeridae
Product: CCR4-NOT transcription complex subunit 9-like
Exons: 1
Coding region: 63-962 (299 amino acids)
Biological process (GO): negative regulation of translation; mRNA catabolic process
Cellular component (GO): CCR4-NOT complex; P-body; CCR4-NOT core complex
Source: RefSeq, a predicted model, not a curated record
UGAAGCGGGAACGCGGGACCUGGGCCCUCGGCGGCUGCAAGCGAGUAGGGGCCGCUCCCAAGAUGCACAGCCUGGCGACGGCCGCGCCUGUGCCUACAGCAUUGGCCCAAGUGGAUAGAGAGAAGAUCUAUCAGUGGAUCAAUGAGCUUUCCAGUCCAGAAACCAGGGAAAAUGCUCUCCUGGAGCUGAGAAAAAAGCGUGAAUCCGUUCCUGACCUUGCCCCAAUGUUGUGGCACUCUUUUGGUACUAUUGCAGCUCUCUUACAGGAAAUUGUAAAUAUUUACCCAUCUAUCAAUCCACCUACCUUGACUGCACAUCAGUCUAACAGAGUUUGCAAUGCUUUGGCACUGUUGCAGUGUGUGGCAUCACACCCAGAAACCAGGUCAGCAUUUCUUGCAGCCCAUAUCCCCCUCUUCUUGUAUCCCUUUUUGCACACGGUCAGCAAGACUCGUCCCUUUGAAUAUCUUCGUCUCACCAGCCUUGGAGUUAUUGGGGCCCUGGUCAAAACACAUGAACAAGAAGUAAUCAACUUCUUAUUGACGACAGAAAUUAUCCCUUUAUGUUUGCGCAUUAUGGAAUCUGGAAGUGAACUUUCCAAAACGGUUGCCACAUUCAUUGUGCAGAAGAUUCUCCUGGAUGACACUGGAUUGGCCUAUAUAUGCCAGACGUAUGAGCGGUUCUCCCAUGUCGCCAUGAUCUUGGGUAAGAUGGUCCUGCCGCUGUCCAAGGAACCUUCUGCCCGUCUGCUGAAGCAUGUGGUCAGAUGUUACCUUCGCCUUUCAGAUAAUCCCAGGGCUCGUGAAGCACUCAGGCAGUGCUUGCCUGACCAGCUGAAAGAUACCACCUUUGCUCAGGUGCUCAAAGAUGACACCACCACCAAGCGCUGGCUCGCACAGCUGGUGAAAAACCUGCAGGAAGGCCAGGUUACCGACCCCCGCGGCAUCCCCCUGCCCCCUCAGUGACCUUCCCUAUUCCCUCCCGCUGUCCCCCAGCCUGGGGAAAAGGGAGGGAGAACCAUCGAGGAAAGCAGCUCAGGUUUUACCGCUGACCUCAACGCCAAACCGCACUGGAGAAAAGGGACAAACCCCACUGAGGCAUAUGGGUGCCAUCCUGGACCACCCUGAAGAUCUGGCCUCAUUCUGCUGCUCCAAGGAAUGGGUUCCCCUCCCAGCACC